Linum tenue is the source of this 1608-nucleotide messenger RNA. The record is from the annotation of a GenBank genome assembly. NCBI's taxonomy places the organism in Eukaryota, Viridiplantae, Streptophyta, Magnoliopsida, Malpighiales, Linaceae.
AUUUCUCCGUCACUACUAAAAGCUAGAAACCCGAAAUUCCUUUUUUCUUCUCCGACCCUCCUCUCUCUCACAGCGGCCAGAAAAUGGUGUCGAAGAACCCGAACCCGGCCGAAGGAUUCUACCUGGAUCCUAACGGAAUGGCGCUCCCGGGACUCGGCCCUUUCGCCAACUCUACCGCGGCGGCCUCCAACCCGCCGGCGAGUUCCGCCGUCGACGAUCCGAGCAAGAAGGUCCGGAAGCCGUACACCAUCACCAAGUCGAGGGAGAACUGGACCGAGCCGGAGCACGAUAAGUUCCUCGAAGCUCUCCAGCUUUUUGACCGAGAUUGGAAAAAGAUUGAAGCAUUUAUUGGAUCCAAGACUGUUAUUCAGAUACGUAGUCAUGCUCAGAAAUACUUCUUAAAGGUUCAGAAAAGUGGAACGGGUGAACAUCUGCCUCCUCCCCGGCCUAAAAGGAAAGCUGCUCAUCCAUACCCUCAAAAGGCCUCAAAAAAUGCGGUUGCAGCGCUUCCGCAGUCUUCUGGAUCUAUCCAGUCAUCAUCUGCUCUUCUUGAGCCCAGUGUUCCACCCGACUCCCCGUCAAUGCCAUUGAACCCUAUUACAAGUGCAGCUGCAGUAUCCUGGAAAAACAAUGUCCCUGCAGUCUCUUUGUCGAACCAAGGAAAAGCUCCAUCUUUGUCAAAUAAUUGUUGUAGCAGCACUGAGAGUACUCCAAGAACAAAACAAGUUGUUGAUGUGGCCGAGCAAGCAAAUCCAUUAAGAGUUCUGCCAGACUUUUCACAAGUCUACACAUUCAUUGGCAGUGUCUUCGAUCCAAAUGCUGGUGACCAUUUGCAGAAGCUUAAGAAAAUGGACCCUAUAGAUGUUGACACGACGCUGUUGCUGAUGAGAAACCUGUCCAUUAAUUUAACCAGUCCUGAUUUUGAGGAUCAUAGAAGGCUGCUUGCUUCCUACGACACGGAUGCAAACAGGAUAUGAACUGUUGCUUGAUCCGGGCAAGGUAAAUUGGCCGGACGGGAAGAUCAGUAAAAGCUUCUACCGCCAACAAUUAAAGGUGCACAACGCGCUCUGUACAGCUCACCAGUUCCCCUCUUUGGCCAGUCCUUCGGCUUUGUUGUAAUCUUACAGGUAGUGUGUAUAUGGGAUUUGAAGAAGAGGAGAAACAAUAACUAGUACUAGCAGCAGCUGCUGCUGCUCCAGAGCGCGGGUGUAUAGUUGGUGAUUCCCGGUAAAGGCCUUGCUGUACAGCACCUCCUGCGACGGAGGAAAGAAGGAAUUCACGCACCUAAUUAGCGAGAGUAUGUAAUUAAAGUUUUGAUCACAAGCUUGUUCAACCGUUGUUAAGUGUAAUUAAUGCAGCCUCCACAAUCACCUUUGACGCCUUCCUAUGUGAAACCUGGGGCGUCGGUCUGAGUUUUUGAGUCCCGGUUCUUCGGUGUAGCACCGUUAAGAAUUGAGUAUAACAUAAGCCUUUUGAGAGCUCAUUCUACCUUUGAGCCAGGCCUUGGUGGUAAGCUUGCCCUAGAGACACAUCUAAAUACUGAUGUUUCAAUUCCUUGGCCUCUGCUUUCUAAAUUCUAACGUGUAUGCUAUUAAUUACAAGUCGAAA